Pseudovirgaria hyperparasitica is the source of this 2741-nucleotide messenger RNA. RefSeq lists its product as uncharacterized. The coding region runs from base 335 to 2521 and encodes 728 amino acids. Gene Ontology annotation, molecular function: oxidoreductase activity; copper ion binding. The transcript has 8 exons. NCBI's taxonomy places the organism in Eukaryota, Fungi, Ascomycota, Dothideomycetes, Acrospermales, Acrospermaceae. The record is from RefSeq and is a predicted model, not a curated record.
AGCAUCAGUAUCAGCUUUCAGUCUUAGGUCGACCCCUCCCCGAUCUAUAACCAUGAGGCGUAUUCGAUCUCGACUAACUCAUCCACAUGCACGAGCGGGCAGCUGGAUACGGGAAGCCCGGCGGGAUGACCAUGCAUGAUAGCGCUUCAGAUCCACGCUGUCCUCCUCCCAUUGGUGCUAAAGAUGCGAGAUGUCUCGAUCGCGAAGAUUGGGUUAUCGUGAUGGAAUUCUUGAAAAGCUGCGAGUCAUCAAGGCUAAAUACUGGUGUUAACAGUCUCACGACUCCUCAACUCUCUAGGAGGCUUCCACGCUUCGCCUCAAGAGUAUUGACACUAUGAAGCUCAAUGCAGUGUGGACGACAAUUGUUUACUACUUUGAUAUCUUCUCCCUUGGAUCUUCGCCUGGAGAUGGUCAAGCCCCUCUGCAGCAACUCGUCGAGCCUCAUAUCAAGCCUGCUAUUGUGCGACCUCCUCAUCCUCAUUUCAAGCCUCUAGACGUUGAAGUCAUCACCCUUGACUCCGAUGAGGGUCGUGAUGAUAGUAAAAUCUACAUGCUUCAGGAUGGCACACCUGUAGUGAUAGCACCGAAACAUGCCGACGAAGGACCCAGUCAUCUCAAAUGCCAAUACCCAAGUCUUAAGGAUAAGGGUUUCAAGAGCUGCUACACACCACAAAGUCGAAACUGCUGGCUUCGCAAUGAUGCUGGUUUCGAGUAUGGCAUCGACACGGACUACGAAGAUGAAUCUGAGAUUCCAACUGGCAUCCUACGAAAGUUCAUUCUUGAUGUUGGGGAGCAACCAAUAUCACCAGACCGUAUGACAUUAGAGUUUGGCAAAGUAUUCAAUAGGACAUAUCCGGGCCCUUGGAUUGAGGCUUGCUGGGGAGACACCAUCGAAGUUGAGGUACGGAAUGGUCUCCGCUGGAAUGGUACUUCUGUGCAUUGGCAUGGAUUUCGCCAGCUUCGGAAUAGCCAUAUGGAUGGUGUCAAUGGUAUCACAGAGUGUCCCAUAGCACCUGGUGAUAGUUUCACGUAUCGAUUCAAGGCCAUGCAAUAUGGUUCAGCGUGGUAUCAUUCUCAUUACUCACUGCAAUACGGCGAUGGCAUGCUAGGACCAAUCACGAUCUACGGCCCAUCGACAGCAGACUUCGAUGAAGACCAGUCCUUCCGGCCGAUAUUAAUGACUGACUGGAAUCAUCGGAGUGUCUUCGAGGACUGGCCGAAUCUGUUAGUCAAGGGGACUGCUCCUGAGAUGACCAACAUCCUUCUCAAUGGUACUGGUCAAUUUGGACCUGGGAGUAAGGUCGAGGACAAGUACCAGCUCAACUUCACAGCCGGUACAACACAUAAACUGAUUCUCAUCAACACUGCUGUGGACACAGCCUUCUCUUUCUCCAUUGAUCAUCAUAAUUUCACCGUUAUUGAGGCAGAUUUUGUACCCAUAAAGCCAUACACAACAGACAAUAUCAAGGUCGGCAUUGGUCAACGCUACCACAUCAUUGUUAAGGGCCAUGACAAGCCUUACGAAAAAGAGCGAGCCGGCAAUUAUUGGAUCAGAACCAUUCCCCUUCGAAAGUGUAGCAAGUUUGCUUUCGGCCCGGACGAGCAGUCUGGAAUCAUUCGUUAUAAUCCCAAAGAAAGCCGCAACACUAUAUCGUUCUCAGAGCCCGAGGGCGGAAUCGACACAAGUUGUGCAGACGAACACAAGGACAAGCUCGUACCAUGGCAUGAAUGGCAGGUAAAAGAUCCAGUCAACAUCAAACCUGGUAUGGACUUGGCAACUUUGCCGAACCACAAGCAGUACAAGUUCGAUGUUGGUAUUUCGAAGUCUAGCGGUCCGCCAUAUGUACCCGAGGAGGAAUUGAGCCGAUGGGCCAUGCAUACCGCUCCAUUCCGCAUCAACUUCAGCGAGCCCACCAUCCUCCAACUCGACAAAUACGACAGUAUUAUCGACCGCCCCUAUCUCGACAUCAUAACAAUAGACGAGGAAGAAAGCGACCAAUGGAUCUGGAUGGUGAUCACUGGUUACGCGAUCCCUAGUGGCGGUGGCGAGCGGAGUUUCUUCCCUGCUGCUCACCCGAUGCAUCUCCACGGCCAUGACUUUGCUGUCUUAUUCCAGACAGAUCACCCCUGGGACGACGACGACUCCUCACCAGGUGGCAAGAUUCCGGGCUGGGGCGAACGCUUCACGCCAGAGAAGAUGAACUGCGACAACGAAUAUAUCGACUGUAACAAUCCGGCUCGGCGCGAUGUCAUCCUACUGCCGGCGGGAGGAUUCGUGAUUAUCGCCUUUAAGGCGGACAACCCAGGGACCUGGAUCUUCCACUGCCACAUCGCGUUCCACGCGUCGUCUGGCCUGGCUAUACAGAUCAUCGAAAACAGGCACAAGAUCCAUGAGACCUUCGCAAAGGACGAGGCUGAUAUCAGAGAGCGUUGUGAGAAUUGGGACGAGUGGUUCAGCAAUCCCAUGAACCUGUGGGAUUAUCAGCAUCCGAAGCACUUCCAGGAUGACUCCGGCGUCUAGAACGUAUCAACUCUUGAGGUGUGAAGAGUCGUGUUGCGUGACUGGUAAGCAUGUGCCAUGCCAGUAUACUAUGUAUGUCUUGGAUGGAACAGGGCAUGAUUUGCCGUCAUAACAGAUGUGACCUGCGAAACGUAAUUUCAGGAGGAAUGUCAACGAGAAGAAUCAGUGUACACUCCUUACUUUAUUCGAGAGUCUCGUUGCGGGCGUGGGAGAUAGCCAG